UUCUUUCUCUUUCUCUCUAGGCUAGUUCAUAAUGAUCAUCCCGGUACGAUGCUUCACUUGUGGGAAAGUUGUGGGGAACAAAUGGGAAGCAUACCUGGGCCUCUUGCAGGCCGAAUACACAGAAGGAGAUGCAUUGGACGCUCUUGGCCUGAAGCGCUACUGCUGUCGUCGGAUGCUUCUGUCCCACGUGGAUUUGAUUGAGAAGCUGCUGAACUAUGCACCUUUGGAGAAGUAGCAUUAGUAACUCAGAACAGAGCCCAAUGGGAAUGAGCUAUGAACAUUUGCAUCCCUUAGUUUGUGUUAAAAUGGACACCUCCCACUAAAUGGCAGAGUUGUGCAGUGGAAAGAGUUGAACUCAGUGAUGUAUAGUAAUAAUAAAAAAAAUACUAUGUACAUGAAAUUGGUCGGGCCUGGGGUGUUGAGCUAAUCAUCUAUACUAGUCUACACUCACUGCUGUUUUUAAACAUCUUUAUGAAACUCAUGCAGAAGAAUUCUUAGUCAGCUUUGCUCCAUCUUGUCUUUUUUUGCCACAGUGGGCACCACCUUUGGGGGAGAGAUCAAAAGCUUACUGCUUCUUUUCUUUGCGCCUCUCAUUGUUUGCUCAGGGUGAAAGAAUAAAGCAAAUAUUCUUUCUACUGGCAGAACGGAAAACGUUGGCCUGUCCAUUCCAGCUGUAUAUUAUCCCCAGCAACACUUCCUGCAGGGUCCCAAGAAAUGCAUGUGCAGCUCUGAAUGUAAUAAAGCCACUAAUGGCCAUAAAUUGUG
This is a messenger RNA of Python bivittatus (Burmese python), 765 nucleotides long. NCBI's taxonomy places the organism in Eukaryota, Metazoa, Chordata, Lepidosauria, Squamata, Pythonidae. The record is from RefSeq and is a predicted model, not a curated record.